Molecule: messenger RNA, 1344 nt
Organism: Notodromas monacha
Lineage: Eukaryota; Metazoa; Arthropoda; Ostracoda; Podocopida; Cyprididae
Source: the annotation of a GenBank genome assembly
AUGGUGAAGGAGACCGGAUUCUACGAGAUUCUUGGCGUUCCUCCAUCGUGCACUCCUGAUGAGCUGAAGAAGGCGUAUCGCAAAGCUGCGCUGAAAUACCACCCCGACAAGAACCCCGCUGAACCGGAAAAGUUCAAGUUGAUCUCUCAAGCUUACGAGGUACUGUCAGACCCAGAAAAACGUCGGAUCUACGAUGAAGGAGGGGAAUCAGCUAUUAGAGAAGGAUUUGCAGAUCGCGGCGGAGCGUUUUCAUCACCAUUCGACAUAUUCGAUAUGUUCUUCGGUGGGGGCCCAUUCAGAGGUCCUGGUGGUGGUCGUAGAGGGGGACCAAAGAAAGGCAAGGAUGUAGUGCACCAAUUAAGUGUCCCAUUGGAGGAGUUGUACAAUGGAGCGGUUCGAAAACUCUCUCUAGCGAAGAACGUCAUUUGCGAUAAGUGUGAAGGACGUGGAGGCAAGAAGGGAGCAGUCGAAACUUGUCAGAAUUGUCGUGGAUCGGGAAUGCAGGUUCGCGUCCAGCAGCUUGCACCUGGAAUGAUCCAGCAAAUCCAGAGCGUAUGCCAAGAAUGCGAAGGCAGUGGAGAACGCAUUAAUCCCAAAGACAGAUGCAAAAAGUGCCAAGGACGGAAGGUUGAUCUAAAUCAGUUUUAUCAAUAUUCAUCCUUCGUAAAUGUGGAUAUUUUGCGGCAGGUGGUACGUGAGAGGAAGAUUUUAGAAGUUCACAUUGAUAAGGGCAUGCGCACGGGACAGAAGAUCCCAUUUGCCGGUGAAGGGGAUCAGGAACCUGGACUGGAGCCCGGAAAUAUAGUGAUAGUCCUGGAUGAGAAGGAGCACGAAGUUUUCACACGUUCGAACGAUGACCUUAUUAUGAGGAUGAAAAUUGAUUUGGUUGAAGCGCUGUGUGGAUUGCGCCGCACUGUUCAAACGCUGGAUAGCCGCACACUUCUCAUGCAGACUGUUCCCGGUGAAGUGAUCAAGCAUGGAGAGUGUAAAUAUAUCAACGGAGAAGGAAUGCCGCAUUUGGCUUUAGGAAAGAGGAGAUCAUUCCGGAUGAUUUUGAGGAAUGUAACUUGUACGACUACGAUCCUCAAACGGAUCCGAGACGCGGUCGGAACGCCCCUGCCAAUGCCUAUGACGAAGACGACGAACAUGAGGCUGGACGCGGUGGCGUACAGUGUGCUUCGCAUUAAAACAAAAAGUCCUCGUGAAACUGGGAAAGAGGAGAUCAUUCCGGAUGAUUUUGAGGAAUGUAACUUGUACGACUACGAUCCUCAAACGGAUCCGAGACGCGGUCGGAACGCCCCUGCCAAUGCCUAUGACGAAGACGACGAACAUGAGGCUGGACGC